CCGGUCCCAAGUUCCCCAAAUAAAAUAUUACAUUAAUUUAAUCAAUUAGUUCAAUUAAUAAGAGAAUAAUAUGUUAAACGAACCAGAUACUUUUUCUGACAUGUUCAGAAGCGGCAUACCUUAUAUUCUUCUAAUAGCUCUACCGGCGCUCAUAUGUUGUUCACCUGUAAUGGCAAGCGAAUUCGAAGUUAUGUCCAUGUCCAAAUUCGACGUCAAUGGGCAACAUUUUGGUAGCCGGGUAUCUUCAAUAUCCUUAGAAGCGAGAUCAUUGUAUUCCUGGAAUACUUCAAGACAUUGUGUUCUUACACGAUUAAUUAAUUUGUCGGUUAAUGAUUUUGACAAAAUACGCCAAGGUGCAGGAGGCCUUAUUGUUAUGUUGCCGCCGAAUAUUUUGGAAUUGGACGUUGAGGUCAAAGAGCACAUAACUAUUUUAGAGCAAGAAAUGCUCGCACAUACUGGGACUGUGCCAAUUUAUUUCGCCCCAUUUAAUAUAAAUUUGGAAAAAAUAAUUGACGACAUCACUCAUACAACUUUAAAAGCUUUUAGCCAAAAUCAAACAUCGGUUGCACAAUUGAUUACGUCAGUUUCAGCCAAUGGAUAUCAUGCAACUGUAGGUGGUGCUAGCAACGUAGCGAACAAAAACAGCAAAAUACCUAUCAUCUACGGCGAGUUGGCACCGAAUCAAUUACUUUUAAAGCCCAAUGAGAACGCUGUCGAUGGACAAAAAUUACCAGUUAUAUUAAUAACGGCAACUCUCAAAACAUUUGGUGUAUUUAAUGAGUAUCCUGUUAAUUCUGAUGUAACAGUCUUACUGGCGCUUGUAGAACUGUUAAGUAAGCUGCAUUCGACAACAAAAAUGGCACCAAACUACCGUCUGCUUUUCUUGAUUUCGGAUACCGGACUCCUUCUAAAUUUCCAAGGAUCAAAGAAAUGGCUUGAAAUAGACGAUAAUUCCGCUCUGCAGAAUGUCGAAUUUGUGCUGUGCUUGGAUACCAUCAUAGAAAGUAUAUCGUCCAAUCCAGAUAUGGCUAUUUAUAUGCAUGUCUCUAAACCACCCAAGGAAAAAACGUCAAUAAGCCACUUUUUCAAGUUACUUAAAUCAUCGGCAGAGAAAUUUUCAUAUAACAUAACAGUGGAAGGUGUCCACAAGAAGAUCAAUUUAGCCGAUACAAAACUUGCGUGGGAGCACGAGCGAUUCAGCAUAAAACGUUAUCCUUCUUUUACCUUAUCUUCACUGAAAAGUCAUAGAAGCCCAUCCCGAACAACAAUAUUCAAGGAUGACGAAACACGUAUCUUAGAACACACGCUUAAAGCUUCAAGAAUAAUUGCAGAAGCCCUGGCUAGUUUCAUAUACAAAAUGGAACCAACGUCCAGUAUUUUUGAUGGUCAAUUUGCCAUAAAAGAAGAAAAUAUCUUGCCAUAUUUUGGAAUCAAAUCAGUGUUGCAUAACAAUGAUGUUAAAGAUGCUUUUGAAAAGUAUCUUAACAAUGUUAAAGUCAUAUAUGAUAAAGCUGAUAGUCGAGAUCCUGAUUUUAUGUUCUACAACGAAAAUGAUGUGAAACUGAAUGUUUACAGGGUUAAACCAGCGAUUUUUGAUAUUUUCCUAACUAUUUUAAUAGGGUUUUAUUUAUUAAUUGUAUUCCUUGGUAUACAAUACUUUCCGCUCUUCUACAAUAUAGUUUCGAAACUUACAAGAGAUGAGACUUCACAACAAACUAAUGGACACUACACUGAACGACUAAAGUAUAAAUGAAAAUUCUUUAAACGUCAAUAUCAAUCAAAUUGUGCUAAAUCAAUAUACAAUUAAUAGGAGAAAUUUAAAUAAAGUUUAAAGUAUAAAUCUU
This is a messenger RNA of Drosophila subobscura, 1844 nucleotides long. RefSeq names its product nicalin. Bases 71 to 1753 code for a protein of 560 amino acids. The transcript is spliced from 6 exons. The record is from RefSeq and is a predicted model, not a curated record. Lineage: Eukaryota; Metazoa; Arthropoda; Insecta; Diptera; Drosophilidae. Gene Ontology annotation, biological process: regulation of signal transduction. Gene Ontology annotation, cellular component: endoplasmic reticulum membrane.